Molecule: messenger RNA, 2877 nt
Organism: Linum trigynum
Lineage: Eukaryota; Viridiplantae; Streptophyta; Magnoliopsida; Malpighiales; Linaceae
Source: the annotation of a GenBank genome assembly
AACGUUUGAUUUUGUUAUUAAUUCAUAACUUACCUAGUACGACUGAUUGUCGUUGAUGAUAUGGCAAAGAGUAUAGUGAAUGUCCGUAUCAUUUGUACCACGAUCUUUUCAUUCUCUUCAGAGUGAUAAAGUUCCAACUGUGACUGAAUUGACGAGACUAAUGAUUUAAAAUCACAUUGACUUAACUUUCUAAUCACAUUGACUUAAACUAAAUAAUAGAACUGUCAAGAAUCAAGUCGAUCACAAUAACUCGAGUUGUUGGGAAUAGGUUCAAACGUGUAUCAUAUACCAUUCACUAACAAGAACAUGUUGGAAUUAGUCAACAAGUCUGAGAAAUACCAGAUUUGAAGAUGCAUCAUUGAUGGUUUGUCUUAAUUCCUACCAGCCAAUUGUAGUGAAAACAAAUAACACUCUAAGAAAUGGCUUCAUCGUGUUUUGUUUAUCUACAUCUCUAACACAACCUACUAUUAUUGUAUUAUUAUAUCAUAAACACUUAGACAUGAGAAGUAUAUACCAUCUAGUUUUUAUUCAAGACCAAAUAACACAUAAAACCUAAAGAAAACCUAUAGUUCAGAAAUCCUUGUAAUAUAAUGUGGCAUUUCUGUUCAUAACGGACUAGUUCGCAAGCCUUUGACAAAUAGUUUGCGAAGUUUACAAAGUAAUGUUUACAAAUGUCAAUGUACAUUUUAUAAAUUUCCCAUGAAUCUUAUUAAAUAUUGAGUAACACCAACUCCCAUUAGUACCGUUGUGCUACAAUACAAUUACCCUACUCCAAGUUUUGACGUGAGUGCCUUGUUCUUUUGUAUAGACCAUGGUUGUCUUGUCAUGCCGGUGGCAUGCCACCCGGUUGAACCUGGUUCAAUCUGUGCCGGUCAUGAAAUCGGCAUGACACCACCGGUAUGACCGGUAUGAUCAACUUACGCAUUCUAAGUUUAAUAACAUCAUUUUAAUGAAUUUAAUGAAUAAAAAUAAUAAUUUAUUAUUCAUUUCAUGAAUGUAAUAGUUAAAAGUUGAUGAUAUUUGUUGGAUUGUAACUAAAUUGUCCACAAAUAUGUUUUAUAUAUGAUUAAAUACAUUGGAUAUUAAUUGUUUCACAUUUUUUUAAACCGGCACAAACUGGAUAUAAUACCGGUCGUACCAUUCCACUUGCCAAACCAGCACAACGGUAUAAACCGGUUUGACAACCUUGGUAUAGACGGCUCACGGCUGGCUCCAACUACACCCGCCCGCAUAUUAUCGUUGCACACUUUCCCUUUACCCCACUUUGAUUUUGACCCAUCAAAACGCGGGUCAGUUUCUUUCUUUUUAAGUCCAUUGAAUUUCCAAAUCUACCCCCGUGGUAAUCCAUAAAUCCCUCCCGCUGCCCUCUGCCGUCUACAUCAAGACAAAGCGAAUCUUCUUCUUCUUCUUCUUCUUCCCCGCAACAGCAAUAUAACUGCCCGCUCCCCUCCCAGCCCUAAUUCGUCCCAAGCCACCAAACACAAAACCCAACAAAAAUCCCAAGGAGGAAGGAGAAAAUUUGUAUUGGUCGUGUGAGAAAUCAUCAGAUGGGGAGGAAUGACGGAGAAGACGACGGAAUUAGAGGCGGCGAAGGCAUAACCGCUGCCAUGAGCCCAGCGAGCAGCCUCGCCGGCGACAGUGUUACCGGCGGCGCGGGAGGAGGAAAAGAAGGAGGGAGGAGGAAGAGGAGAUCGGGAUUGUGGCUUUUCAGGAGGCUGAAGUUCAACAAGGAGUCGCUUAGAUGGAGGUGGAAGUUCCUGACCUCUGUUUUCAAGUGGAAGCGGGUCAAUUUGCAGAUUUCGCUCGUCGACGAUGUCCUCUUCAAGAUCGUCUCCGUUCUUGAGGCGAUUGUGUUGGUAGCCACCCUGUCUUUCUUCUACCUCUGUUGCGGCUGCCACUUUUGAUCAUCAAUUUCAAGAACUGGAGAGUUACCUUUCAAGAUUCGGGGCUUUUGUUUUGUUUUCUUUUUUAUGGGGGAUGGGAUCUUCCUCUUCUUCUGAUCUUUUGAUAAUUGUAUAAUCGUAUUGUAUAGUCUUCUUCAAGCCGUAGAAUUAGAACUCCAUUUUUCUUCUUUCCACGUUUUCCCCCCUUCUUUCAUUGUUCUGCUUCCCCGCCGCAGCCAGUAAUUUAUCUUUGAUGAUUUGAUGUGUACACAAUUGGUAAAAUCUAACAUUCUUGCAUCUGGGUUUUCCUUUCCUUUUCAUUUUAUCCUUCCUCUGUAUCUUUCCCCACAAUUCACCUGGCCUCUGCUUCUGGGUUCGUUUUACAGUUUACAGGGGAGUCCGGAAACAGGGGAUUGAUUUUUCUCCAAUUGCAUUCUCUAGACUCGAUCCAAAUAGUUUUAGUGUUGAAAUGGUGUGUUUUGGGUUUCCCGUGCUAUGUAAUUGAGCGUCCUAAUUUGCACUUUUUUGGAGAUUUCUUGUGCUCCGUAACUGUCAAGAUGGCUCCAAGGGAAAAAUCCACCUAGCAAACGGCCAAAAAACUGAGUGGGGAAAGCUAACGGAAAAAAGGGACCGGACGAGUUCUUUCUGCUUCAUCGCAAGUUCGCGACCCACUGGAAGGAAGGUUGAUCAACGGCCAGCGAAAUAAUGAUAAGAAAUAAGCCCUUGGAGAAAAGGCUAAAGUCGAGGUAGGGGACGACGUAAAAUAGUUGGACCCAUUAGCUGGCUUCCUUGCCCUGGACUGAGUUGUUUUGCUUUAAACUAACCUUUUUGUUCUAUGGCGGAAUAAGUAGCCAGACGGUCUACAGUUGCAUUUUGUUUUCCUAAUAUGCAUACAGCCGAACAUUUGCAGGAUUUUUCACAAAUUGCAAGGUUGCUAAAAGAUAAUUGGGGUAAUAGCAUUUUGUAUCUUGAAUAUUAAAAUUUUGCACAAGCA